Messenger RNA from Acomys russatus (golden spiny mouse), 315 nucleotides. RefSeq names its product high mobility group protein B3-like. Gene Ontology annotation, molecular function: DNA binding, bending. Gene Ontology annotation, biological process: regulation of transcription by RNA polymerase II. The coding region runs from base 22 to 315 and encodes 97 amino acids. The record is from RefSeq and is a predicted model, not a curated record. NCBI's taxonomy places the organism in Eukaryota, Metazoa, Chordata, Mammalia, Rodentia, Muridae. The transcript has a single exon.
CUAGUGAACAAUACAGUCAGGAUGGCCAAAGGUGACCCCAAGAAACCAAAGGGCAAGAUGUCUGCUGAUGCUUUCUUCGUGCAGACAUGCAGGGAAGAACAAAAGAAGAAAAACCCAGAGGUCCCAGUCAACUUUGAGGAGUUUUCCAAGAAGUGCUCCAAGAGGUGGAAGAUGGUGUCUGGCAAAGAGGAAUCCAAGGUUGAUGAAAUGGCAAAGGCGGAUAAGGCUCUCUGUGAUCGGAAAAUGAAAGACAAUGGGCCAGCUAAAGGAGGCAAGAAGAAGAAAAUCCCUAAUGCCCACAAAAGACCUCCGUGA